This is a messenger RNA of Mercenaria mercenaria, 1998 nucleotides long. RefSeq lists its product as uncharacterized. Gene Ontology annotation, molecular function: sulfotransferase activity. Bases 89 to 1432 code for a protein of 447 amino acids. The transcript is spliced from 4 exons. The record is from RefSeq and is a predicted model, not a curated record. Gene Ontology annotation, cellular component: membrane. Lineage: Eukaryota; Metazoa; Mollusca; Bivalvia; Venerida; Veneridae. Gene Ontology annotation, biological process: carbohydrate biosynthetic process.
GUUUCACAUUUUUUUAAUGUAAUUAUGCAAAUAGGUUAAAAUAUAAACGAGUCUUGUUUGCUUCGUUUGCAGAAUUACGUUUCAGAGGAUGGUUUUACAAUAUUUUGUAUUUCCUUUUCCAGGAGCAAUAAGUACAAAUCUAUACCCUAAAAAGCGACAUAUUUCUACGCCGGGAUGUUUGUAUGGAUUAAUCUUCAUGUCGUUUGCAUUUCUUGUUGUCGUUUUGUUGAUUCGCACUUUGUCAGAUUGUGGCUAUGGUAGCUUUCAUACCAAACUCAACACGGGAAAGCAGUGCGCCAGGGAGAAAGACUCAUCGGUCCUUGAUACUAACGCUAAUGUGACGGAAAUGGGAAAACACAAGCUUAAUGUCAAAGAGAGAAUGCAACAUGUGCGAGAAAUUUGCAGUAGACCUUCUACAAAAGUCAACUUACUAUUUAAGGAGAGAGAUGCUAUUUGCUAUUGUGAUAUACCAAAAGGUGCAUCAACUUUCAUUCAUAAAAUACUAGAACAUUACUUCUUUAACCAGGGACACGGUCACGUUACUUCAAAACUGGUAACGAAUGAAUGUAAAGUUUUUACUAACAAAAGCUCACAUAGCCAUACAUAUUCAUUCAUGUUCGUAAAAGAACCGUAUUCAAGAUUAUUUUCCGUAUACGAAACAUAUUUCUUCCUACCAAGUGAUUAUUGGGACCUUAUAGGAUCUGAUGUAAUACACAAAGUUCGCCAGAAUGCAACUUCUACGAGUAAAGCUUUAGGACAUGAUGUUACAUUUGCUGAAUUAGUCAAAUACGUAGUUGUAUUGCAUGAUUUACAUAACCUAACAUACAGAAAUCUAGCUCCAAUAUAUACAUUAUGUAACCCUUGCGACACAACAUACGAUUUCAUUGGGAAAGUAGAAACUUUGUCAGAAAAUUUUGAGAUGUUAGUAAGUGAAUGGAUCAAAAAAGGACUAGUUCAUAAUGACACCGUUCCAGUGAAGGAAGUAGAAUUAGAAGUGAAUUACAGACUUUCUUUGGGUUGGAUUCAAAAGUUGUACAAAAUGUAUAACAAGUAUAAAUCUUCCAUUUCACAUUUUAAACUGCUUCAGAGAUUCUGGUCAAGUUCUCAGAUUAAAGGGAAGAUAUCGAAGUAUUAUGAAAUUCCAUAUUUCAAAGAUGAUUCUGAAGAAAUAGAUAAAGCGACAUUCACAAGAUCAUUUCAAUCGGCAAUGUAUGCAAGUAAAAGUAACAUAGAUGAACUAAAAGCACAGCGCCAAGAAGCACUUGAACAGGCCUAUGGAACAGUUCCGUUUGAAUUAAUGAUCAAAUUGAAGAAAGUGUUAAAGCACGAUUUUCUAAUAUUCGAUUAUGACGAUCAACCGGUCUAUCUUUUUGACAGACCAGUUAAUUCUGAUGUAAACCAAAAGUUCCAUGAUUACUUUCAAGGUCUUUAAUCUACUUGAUAAAACAAUGUACGGUUCUUUCAAGGUAGCUGUUAAGUGUAGUUAAGGCAUGUUAGUACAUAAACAUUCACACAUGUAUGUUGAUUGCCUGUUCUGAAGUGACACUUUGCCAUUAAAACUGAAAAAAUACAAUAGGCAUGAAACACGCUGUGUUUGUUAAACCACUUCAUUGAAAAUGUUACUGUAAAAUGUAUUAAGGCUUCAUGAAAUAUUUGGGAUAAAAAUAAGUAAUUGUAAUUCACAACCUGCAUAAAUGAUACUUCUCCAGACCUCAUGAGCCAACCCUCGUGUUAAACAUGACUGACACUCCUCCGUAUAUAUAAUUAAUGAAAGUAUACUUCAAUAUUUCUGUUAUAUGUAAAAACUUUGUUAAAAAAGUACAAAACAAUUAUGCACUCAAAUACCUAUUCAUAUCCGAAAAUCAAUAAAGAGUGAUUAAUUAGCCUACAAAUCAGUUUACAUAACUGGUUCAGGUUUGAUGUCAUCAUUUUUUCAUCUACACAUAUUUCAUAGUCCUUUUACUUAGAAUUGCAAUUAAAAUACUUCAUAUUAUUGCA